AUGGUCUGUAACAGCACAUCCAUCGGGACUUACGAACAUCUGCUGCAGAAUGUGAGCAAUGCUUUGGACCCCGGGGCCACCCCACUGUCCGCACCACUCAGGAUCUCGCUGGCAAUAACGAUGCUGCUGAUGAUCGUGGUAGGAUUCCUCGGGAACACGGUGGUCUGCAUCAUCGUGUAUCAGAGGCCGGCCAUGCGUUCAGCCAUCAACCUGCUGCUGGCCACCUUGGCCUUCUCUGACAUCAUGCUGUCCUUAUGCUGCAUGCCUUUCACGGCCAUCACCCUCAUCACUGUCCGCUGGCACUUCGGGGACCACUUUUGUCGGCUCUCAGCUACACUCUAUUGGUUUUUUGUCCUAGAGGGCGUGGCCAUCCUGCUCAUCAUUAGCGUGGACCGCUUUCUCAUCAUCGUGCAGCGUCAGGACAAGCUGAACCCACGCAGGGCCAAGGUGAUCAUCGCAGCCUCCUGGGUGCUGUCUUUCUGCAUCUCUGCGCCCUCCUUCACCGGCUGGACGUUCAUGGAGGUGCCGGCUCGGGCCCCACAGUGCGUUCUGGGCUACACUGAGUUCCCAGCCGAACGCGCCUACGUGGUGAUGCUGGUGGUGGCAGUGUUCUUCGCGCCCUUCGGCGUCAUGCUGUGCUCCUAUCUGUGCAUCCUCAACACGGUGCGGAAGAACGCCGUCCGCGUGCACAACCAGUCAGACAGCCUGGACCUCAGACAGCUGACCAGGGCUGGCCUGAGACGGCUCCGGCGGCAGCAGCAGCAGGUCAGCCUGGACCUGAGCUUCAAAACCAAGGCCUUCACCACCAUCCUCAUCCUCUUCGUGGGCUUUUCGCUCUGUUGGCUGCCCCACUCAGUCUACAGCCUGCUGUCUGCGUUCAGUCGGCGGUUCUACUACAGCGCCUCCUUCUACACCACCAGCACGUGCGUCCUGUGGCUCAGUUACCUCAAGUCCGUCUUCAACCCCAUCGUCUACUGCUGGAGGAUCAAGAAAUUCCGCGAGGCCUGCAUAGAGUUGCUUCCCCAAACUUUCCAAAUCCUCCCAAAAGUGCCUGAGCGGAUCCAGAGGAAAAUCCAGCCGAGCACCGUCUACGUGUGCAAUGAAAACCAAUCCGCCGUCUAG
Messenger RNA from Peromyscus eremicus (cactus mouse), 1122 nucleotides. RefSeq names its product G protein-coupled receptor 45 (gene Gpr45). The coding region runs from base 1 to 1122 and encodes 373 amino acids. Gene Ontology annotation, molecular function: G protein-coupled receptor activity. The transcript has a single exon. Gene Ontology annotation, cellular component: membrane. The record is from RefSeq and is a predicted model, not a curated record. Gene Ontology annotation, biological process: G protein-coupled receptor signaling pathway. Lineage: Eukaryota; Metazoa; Chordata; Mammalia; Rodentia; Cricetidae.